Messenger RNA from Protobothrops mucrosquamatus (brown spotted pit viper), 2851 nucleotides. Its product is annotated as dymeclin. Gene Ontology annotation, cellular component: Golgi apparatus. Lineage: Eukaryota; Metazoa; Chordata; Lepidosauria; Squamata; Viperidae. The annotation marks the transcript as partial. Gene Ontology annotation, biological process: Golgi organization. The transcript is spliced from 10 exons. The record is from RefSeq and is a predicted model, not a curated record.
CUGGCUUGUGGACAGUCUUUACACUCGGAGGUGUAGGAAGCAAGCGAGCCUCUCAACAGGAAGAAUCAUCACCUCUCGCUAAUCAAAGUCUGUUGUUGCUGCUCAUCUUAGUAAACCUGACCGAUGCUGCAGAUACACCCAACCCUUAUAAACAAUCGGUUGUGUCCUUCAGGAACACACAAGAUAGCACGGCUUUGUCUUCGCCAAAUCCUCACGCUUUCCAGAUCAAUUUUAAUAGUUUGUACACCACGUUGUGUGAGCAGCAAAACUCUGACAACGCCACCCUGCUCUUGUACAGCCUUUUGCACCAGAACAGCAAUGUUCGAACAUAUAUGUUGGCCCGGACAGAUAUGGAAAACCUGGUUUUGCCAAUUCUUGAGAUUCUUUAUCAUGUUGAAGAAAGGAAUUCACAUCACGUUUAUAUGGCACUGAUAAUUUUGUUAAUCCUUACCGAAGAUGACGGCUUCAAUCAAUCCAUUCACGAAAUUAUACUGAAAAAUAUCACUUGGUAUUCAGAGCGUGUGCUGACCGAGAUUUCGCUGGGGAGCCUUCUGAUUCUCGUCGUAAUAAGGACCAUUCAGUACAACAUGACAAGGACGAGGGACAAGUACCUCCAUACAAACUGCUUGGCAGCCCUCGCCAACAUGUCCGCCCAGUUCCGCUCCCUUCACCAGUACGCCGCGCAGAGGAUCAUCAGCUACACCUGCCGCCAUUUGCGGAGAUACGUCUGUGUCUUGGACAGAUUGUAUUUCCCCCGCCAGUCCCACUGCUCUGCGCUGGAGCGUUGCUUCUCAGCCCUCGGCGACCACGGAGAGGAACUCUUGACUUUAACUUGCUCUCACAUGCUCAGAUCCUAUGCUUCCAGCUUGUUUUCGUUGUUGUCCAAAAAGCACAACAAAGUUUUGGAACAGGCCACGCAGUCUCUGAGAAGUUCCCUGUCUGCUCCUGAUUCUCCACUUCCAGAUUACGCCCAGGAUUUGAAUGUAAUUGAAGAAGUCAUUCGAAUGAUGUUAGAAAUAAUCAACUCCUGCUUAACAAAUUCCCUCCAUCAUAACCCCAAUUUAGUGUAUGCCCUGCUAUAUAAGCGGGAUCUCUUUGAGCAAUUUCGAACUCACCCCUCUUUCCAGGAUAUAAUGCAGAAUAUAGAUCUGGUGAUCAGCUUCUUUAGCUCGCGGAUUGAGCAUCCUGGCGCUGCCCUGUCCGUGGAACGGGUACUCGAAAUUAUCAAACAAGGAGCCGUGGCCCUGCCCAAAGACAGGCUCCGGAAAUUCCCAGAGCUGAAGUUCAAAUACGUGGAGGAGGAGCAGCCCGAAGAGUUUUUCAUCCCCUACGUUUGGUCUCUGGUCUACAACUCCGCGGUGGCCCUUUAUUGGAACCCGCAAGAUAUCCGGCUUUUCACCAGGGAUUCGGGUUGAGACCCCACAGCGAAGGCAAAAGCCAGCCCCCGUCCUCAAAGGAGUGCUUCCCAACUGAGACUUCCCAAGAAGGGACGCUUGUUCCCCUUGUACAGCCCCACUUAUUAUUUCCCUGGGAGGCAGGUCAGAAGCCAGAAAAAACACACGUUGGACUCCAAUAAGAUUGUAUGCUAGUUUUUAAACCUAUCUAUUUGUAAAGCCAAGAGAUGGGGAGGGGGGUGUAUUUUUUUCCCAUCCACACUGGCACUUGGGUCGGAAGAACUCGACGAUAAGGUGAGAUAUUAACACCAGUCAGCUUUUUUUUUUGUGGGGGGGAAACCCACAAAAUAAUGCAAAGUGAGGGAAUGUGAGAAAAUAUAUUUUGUUUGGGGUAAGUCAGCGUUUGCAAAGGUGGUUUUCUUCUUUGCCUUCUCUCAGCGUAUCUGCAAAAGCCUUUGAGGUUUUGCUGUGGCUUCCAGCUUGAUCUCUGCAGACUUUAGUACCUUUUCACGCUGGGUGUAACGGAAAUGUCUAAAUUAACCCUGUGGCAUUGAUUUUUUUAUUUAUUUUUUUUAAAUGCUUCAUUUUGAAAGGCACUAAAAUUACCGUUUCUUGCUCUGCAAAUCUCAAAAAGUCCCCAAAAAAAGAAAAUUAAGAGCAGCUCACAAUUCAUGGUUUCAGAAGUACUGUUACACCAGUGUAGGUUUCUCCAAAGUUUCACUGAUGCUUCUCCCCCAAAACACACCCAGAAACACACACACACACUUCUGAGGCUUCUUUCAGAUAAAUUGUUCUUGACAGAAAUUGGCAGGCACACACAUUUCAAAAUAAAUGGUCCAUGUUAUGUACCUUAAAGAGAAUGGGCAACAUGCUACAGGAGAGGAAAAUGGGGGAAGCACUUAGUAUAGCAUUCACACACCAUAUGAGCUUGUGAUUGUUAUUUUCCCAAAAAAAAAACCAAACCCACCGCUCUAGGCCAGGCUGCCAAGUUAAGGAGCGAAAAAGAUCCACAAUCGUCUUGCCCACUCUACUCUUUUACAGAAAAAAAAAUAUACGACAUAACAAAAUAAAGAUGACAUGGGAGACUGGCAAGGUGUGUGGAAGAGGAGCCCCCCCCCUUUUAAAUAUCUUUUCACAAAUUAUUUUGCUUGGUUUUUAACCUCCUGACCAAUAUUAGAACAGCAUGGUUCCUUCCCCCCCCCGUGUCUAUUUUGUAAAAAUGCCGCUUAAAAUACAACCAUAUUUACUUCCUUCUGCAGCUGUAGAGAAAACUGCGUAGCGACUUCGAGUUCAUUUAGUUUUGCACAGAGACGGAUUUGGGGUGUCGGGGGAUAUAAGCGCCGUUUUUUAAAAAAAAUUGGAAGGCGACCUGAUGACGGGAGAAAUAUUUCACACGGUGUUUGGUCUCUUGGCGAGUUGAAUGUCUUGCAACCCUCUCCUUCCAAUAAAUGGCUGUU